CCGACGCCCUCCUCUCCCCUAUCGUCCUACCUACCGAGUACGUCGUCACGGUUGCACACACGCACCAACGUAAACGCAACACACCGCCGCCGCGCCGUCGACGUUCACGCGCACGCGCAUGCGCACGCACAAACAGCCGUCGCCCCACCGCGCGCAGUACGCGCAGACCGCCGCCCGCCGCCGCAAUUCAUUCCACGAGAAACGGUCGAGCUCGCCCGACGUUUGUUUUUGUAUCCAUGUGACCGCGUUUGGUUUAUCGAGUUUUCUUUUCGCCCUCUUUCGGUAGUGAUUCAAAUAGUAUUAUCGUAUGCGUUUGUGCUCGCCCGCGCGCACCGACAAUCGACGUGCACACACAUCGCGGCCGAUUCCGUAGCGUCCCUCUCCAAAUGACGCGUUCCCGGUCACACACGUGAGUCCGGGUUGAAAACGUUUUCUCCUUAAUUCUUCGUCCCGACGACUGCCGCCGCCGCUGCCGUCGAAGACGAGUUUCCGAUUUCCGGCGGUGUGUUUCCCGUCUAGUGAGUACUACCCGCACUUAAGCCCGCCGCCGUCAUGUUCGACGUGUUCGGCUCCGUCAAGGGGCUGCUGAAAAUCGACAGCGUAUGCAUCGACAACAACAUAUUCCGGUUGCACUACAAAGCCACUGUCAUCAUCCUAGUAGCGUUCUCGUUGCUCGUCACGUCCCGCCAGUACAUCGGUGACCCGAUCGAUUGCAUUGUCGACGAUGUGCCGCUCAACAUCAUGGACACGUAUUGUUGGAUAUACUCGACGUUCACAAUACCCAACCGUAUCAGUGGCCGCGUCGGUAAAGACGUCGUCCAGCCGGGCGUCGCGUCCCACGUGGACGGAGAAGACGAAGUCAAGUACCACAAGUACUACCAGUGGGUGUGCUUCGUACUCUUUUUCCAGGCUAUGUUCUUCUACCUGCCCAGGUAUAUGUGGAAGACGUGGGAAGGCGGCCGCAUCAAAAUGCUUGUGCUCGAUCUCAACUGUCCAAUCAUCAACGAGGACUGCAAGGCCGACCGCAAGAAGCUACUGAUCGAUUACUUUGCUACUAACCUUCACACACAGAACUUCUACGCCAUACGGUUCUUCCUAUGCGAGUUUCUCAACUUUGUCAAUGUCAUCGCCCAGAUAUUCUUCAUGGACUACUUCCUAGAAGGUGAGUUCAGUACAUAUGGUUCAGACGUGCUGCGGUUCACUGAAAUGGAGCCCGAAGAGCGAGAAGAUCCCAUGGCUCGAGUGUUCCCAAAAGUUACAAAGUGUACAUUCCACAAAUAUGGUCCUUCAGGAUCCAUCCAGAAGUUAGAUGGUCUGUGUGUGUUGCCGCUCAACAUUGUGAACGAAAAAAUCUAUGUGUUCCUGUGGUUCUGGUUCUUGUUUGUUGCCAUACUCAGUGGCCUCAAUUUGGUAUACCGUACGGCUGUUGUAGUGAUGCCCAAAUUCCGUUUGUUGUUGUUGAGAGCAAGAUCUCGUUUGGCUCCUCAGGACGAAGUUGAAACCAUUACCAAAAAAUGUCAGAUCGGUGAUUGGUUUGUAUUGUACCAGUUAGGCAAGAACAUUGAUCCCUUAAUUUUCAAGGAGCUUGUAUCAGACUUAGCCAAGCGGUUGGACGGUAAGCAGAGUGUAUAAAUAUGACUUGAUUCAACUUCAAAUAUGUAUUUAAAUACUAAAUUAAAUAAAAAAUUGUUAGUUUAAGUUAAUCAAAGAAUGGAUAAGCAAUAAUUUUAGACAAUUUGUUUUAUUUUUUUCAAUAUAAUUUUUAUCACCCCAUAGAAGCAUGGCGCUAUCUAUUCAUAAUGUUUUUAAAAUUAAUUUCCGAUCGCUUUUAUCGGAAAACACAGGGGUUGUGCAGUUAAAAAUGUGUUCAUGAAUAACCUUCUCGGUUUUUAAAAUAUGAUUGACAAUUUUGAACUAUAAUUUUUACAAUUUUUUCUAUUUAUAUACUUAGUUUUAUAACAAGAUUAAUUAUUGUUGGUCUCAUUUUCUUCUACAUAACAUUCAAUAUAACUAUAUCUAUGGUAACAUAGACUAUAUAGGCAUGUGAUGCAAAUAUGAUAUUUAGUUGCAUUCUUUAGGACAUCUAACGAUAACAUAAUAUUUUAUGCAUUGACAACUUAUGGUUUCAUGUUACCUAAUUCUUCUGAAUACUAUUGGCCAUUAAAAAUGUUUUCUUGUAUAUUAAAAAUUCAUCUUUGCAGAUUAAUUAAAACUUUAACUGUUUACUAUUAGGUAUAAUUUAUAUAUAUAUACUCAACUAAAUAUAAAUUAUUUUAAGAUUCAUCAUUGUCUUUACCCAUUACAGUGCUACUUCAUAAAGUUUCAUAUAAGUGUUACUAGUUAUACAGUUAUACUACUCAACUACUAAUGUAUUUUGCAAUAAUCGAAACAUUCGAGUCUUCCAUUUUGAGCAAACUAUGUGUUCAUGCGUUUUAUAUAUUUAUAUUAAUUUUAACUAAUAUUACUCAUUAACAUUCCACAAUCAAACAUAUUCGGGUAAUGAAACCUUCAUGUUUUAAUCUAUAUAUACAACAAAAUAAAUAAAAUUAACGAAUUUCGCACAAACAUUGUACAAAAUUGUCUUAUUCUUUCUUACUAAAUGUGUAAAUACGUAAAAAAAAAAUUGGGCCUCGUGAAUGUAAUUUAUGAAUUAUAUAAAGAUAAUCAUGAAACAUAUAUGUGAUGCUAAUUAGCUAUGAUAAUGAUUAUUUUAGAUUUAGUUUUAAUACUGACUUUUUUUUUUUUUUUUUUUGUCUAGUUUUUAAGUUCUUAUAAUAUAAUACAUUUAUAUUAUUAUUAUUAUUAUUAGCUAUAUAUUAUUUAAAUAUGUAUGUUAACAAUGAAAUUCCAUAAGUGCCUUUUUGUACUAUAUAUAUAAUAUAUAGUAAUAUUAUUGAUGUGCAUAUCUCGACGAAUUAUCAUGUACGCUCAAAAUUAAUUAUUCAACAUUCCAUAUUGAUAUUUAACUGUACGAUGACCACUUGGUAUAUACACACUCCUGAGUGUAUAAAAAAAAAAAAAAACACGCACACAACUGCUGUCAAUUAAGUCCAAAUUGACUGCCAA
Molecule: messenger RNA, 3066 nt
Organism: Melanaphis sacchari
Lineage: Eukaryota; Metazoa; Arthropoda; Insecta; Hemiptera; Aphididae
Product: innexin inx2
Exons: 2
Coding region: 553-1632 (359 amino acids)
Biological process (GO): phototransduction
Cellular component (GO): plasma membrane; gap junction
Molecular function (GO): gap junction channel activity
Source: RefSeq, a predicted model, not a curated record